Molecule: messenger RNA, 627 nt
Organism: Paramecium octaurelia
Lineage: Eukaryota; Ciliophora; Oligohymenophorea; Peniculida; Parameciidae
Source: the annotation of a GenBank genome assembly
AUGUGCUUAUUGAUGUUAUUAAUAGAAGACCUAUAUCUAUGGUAACAAUAACAAUAACAAUCAAGUUAGGUUGGAGAGAAACAGGAAUAUACUUAAUAUAAUAUUUUAUAAUUAGAUUUAAAUUAUCGAUAACUUAAAUUUAAGGGGGUGGAUCAGAUAAUUGAAUAAAUUUAUUGUUACCUCACUAUUUAUACGAAAAUUCUAAAAGAAAAAUAGUUAAAUAAAAUUCAGAGGGAAUAACUUUAAAAUUUCCACAUGAAAUUGUUAUCAAUUGAAUAAAGCGAACCUUAAUAAAAUGAAUGUUAGACAAAGAACUAACAAUCUGAGGGAAAACCAUUACCAAACAAUAAUGAUUAAUAAUUGUAGAUGGAAGAGAACAUUAGUGGGUUGUAAUUUCUUAACACAUCAAAUGCAGAAAACAUUGAUUUAAUCUGGUUAGUGGAGGUUAUCAAAAGAUAGAAGGCCUUAGAAAAGGUCUCAAAAGCGAAGGUAUAAAUUAAAUCAUAAUUAAAUCAGAAAAUAAAAAAGUUCUAACUGAAAUUAAAAAGAAAAUAACCAACCACAUAAAUGAGAUUGGUUAAAAAAAUAGCCAUGUAAGAGAUUUUCAAAAUACUAUAAAAUGAAUGA